AUGGAGACGGAUCUGGAAGUGAAAAAUGUCAUCUCCGAGCUUCAGUCAGGCCACGGCAGUAGUCUGUAUAGUGCUCUGAUCAUGAUACGGACAACCCUCAUCAAAUCCAAGAAUUCCUUGAGCCAGCUGGUUCAGAUGGGUGCUGUUAAGUUGCUGGUGCAAGUUCUGGAAGAUCGGCGGCGACAUAAGAAUCAGACAAAAACAACUGAUAUUGUGAUGAGCAUUUUGGCAAAUUUGUGCUUGGAGGAGGAUGUGAGGGAGCAGGUUGUAUGUUGUGACGGACUGUCUGUUAUUGCUCGUGUCACCCUGUCAGCCGAGCAAGAGAGCAUCCAAAACAGAGGAGUGAGGGCGCUGGCAAAUUUAGCUCUUGACGUGAGCAACUGUGAAAAAAUCUUUCAGAUGGAAGUUCCAACGUUUGUAGCAAAAAGGCUGAUGGAGUCAGAGGAUGUGGAGUGUCGAUCAACUUAUUGCAGAGCACUACAGUUGUUUGGGCAGACAGGAAAAGAUGCAAGAAGACUCAUGGAGGAAACUCAAGCAAUCCAAGCACUUGCAGCAUUGCUGAAGUUGGAUAACAGAAAACUGGCAGUGAAAAGUCUGAGGAUUUUGUCCGAGUUGAGUGCACUAUGCUGUUGUCCCAGUUUUACUGGGCAGAUACUGGCAGCAAACAUCCUGGAAGAGCUUGUGACCUUGGCUGAUGAUGAAGACAGUAGUUCUGCGUCCUGCUCCCUGUCCAUCAUCUUAAGACUUUGUGAGCAGGAAGUUAUGCGGCCGGCUCUAGGAUCUGCAGGCAUUAUCUCCCUUCUGGUAAAACUAAUGAAAAGUGACAAGAGCUGUGUCAGCAAGGUGUUGGCACUCAACGCACUCUGUUUGUGCACUAAGGAGGCGGUAAACAGGAACAAGAUACAGGAAGCAGGCGGCCUGGAGUUGUUUAUUUCAGCUUUGAAUAUAAAUGAGCCAGGUUCUUUUUCCGAGGGCCAAUUUUCAGUUUUGUACGACAGGAUAAUCAGUUCGCUGGUGAAUUUUCUCUACAAUGAUGAAUGUCUGGGGAAGCUGCUGGAGCUCGGGUUGGUGAACAUCCUCUUGGAGCAUCUAAAGAGAUCCUGUAGUUUCAGUUCUGUGGGUGAUGACUUAAAGUCAGAAAUUGAUUCUUUUGCAGUAUCAUUUGAGUCUUGUAGUAAAGACAGAAGCGGACACUUGGAAAGAGGUAGCAAGACAAACACGGCGGGUGUGAGUGGCUCUACCUGUCACAGAAAUGACAAUGUUGCUAUGGAACAAAAUUCUGCUGCCUCUUCUUUGUCGUUUUCUAGCACUUCCAUGCAGACAGAAGAUACCAGAGAUGACUGUAAGAGUAAUUAUUUAGAACUCCCCUCUAGCACCCCUGUUCUUCAUUAUGGUAUGGACACUGUAGUUCAUGGAGUGCCAAGGAAAGAGUCGAAUACUGAUGAUGAAAAGACAGAUUGUGUUGUGGAUAAAAACAAUGGUGAAAUAGCUGAAGAUGUUGAAGUGGAAUUGCUGACCUCAUCCAAAAACCUAGAAAAUCCUCUCCAGCAUUCGGAUAAAGCUCGACAUACGUUCAGCAUCAACAGUCCCACGUAUCAGAUGGAAACGGCCUGGAGACUCGAAGACUAUACUUCUGGUGUCACAUGUAAAUCUUUCAGUCUUGAUCCAGAGCCUCACAGAACAUCUCAACACCGUUCAUCUUCCCCGUAUUAUCUGAAUACAGACCUGCUGCAAGCUCCCUACAGUCCUCUGAGUGCUGGAGCUUCCUAUUACUCCCCAUCUCAGUCCUCUACAUCGCCAAGUGUUUUGUUGUCCCCAGUACAGUCAACAUUUCCUAGUUCACCAUCCUCAGUCUCCUAUCGAGGCAGCCCCACUUGGGGAUACUCCAGCCCAGAAAAUGAGAACAUUCCGGCGUCUGCUGCCCGAUUGUUCAGUCCCCACAGCUUGACAAGUAUGAGUCCCCUCUCCUUGGCUUACCAGAACCAGUUCAGCCCCCUCAGCAAUACAUUCCCAGCCUCCCCCUUACAUUUGUUUGGCGAGAGGUAUUCUCAGAGCCCGACCCAGAGCUCACAAAAUUCACUGUUUAGCCAGAGCACUUCUUUUCUAGAAAAAUCAGAGCCUAUGGACCUGGAUCAAUUGUUGGUAUCGUCAAGAACAACCUCAGAGGCACUUUUCACAGCUGUACCUCUUUCGCAAGGAACUAGUGAACAUAUAUACUCUGCUUCAGAAGAUGAUGAUGAUGAUAACAAUGCCUGUGAUAGUGAACUGGAUCCCUCAGCCAUUAUUGGUGGUAGAUUUGCUAAUGAAGAUGCAGAAUUGUAUCCUGUUGCUGGCUGUAGCACUAGUGACAAUAUAAACAGUUCUGUGAAAUCAGUGUCAGGUUCUGUCAGACUGGUGUCACACAAAAGAGGCAAAACUGUGAAUAAUUCCACUUGUUCCACAAGUGGAUCAGCUGAUGGGCAACGUGAAGUCGAGAGUGCUGAGGCUUCAAAACGGAGACGGCUGAAUCAUACAUCAUUGGUCAUAGAACCUGUUAGAGGACAUUGUAAUGAGGGACCUUCUGCUGAAAGUGUUUCCAAAGCUUUAGAUCAUUCUUGUGGAUCUGUAGCGAAUACCGGUUUGAAUGAUGAUGAAGAAAUAAAAAAUGUGCCUCAGAAAUUCACUGUAGUUAAUUCAGCCACUUGCAGUUUGAAGAUGGAGUCUGGAUUUCAGGAAAUGUUACCUGUUGUAACUGAUGGAAAUAACAAGAUGCAUGGGGAAACAGAGAUGCAGAGACCUUCAUCUGCUUGUUCAACCCUAGGUUUUGAGAAAUUCAGACAAAGAUCAUUCCAGCGAUUGGCAUCAUUCCCUGGUAAAGAGAAACGGUUAGCAAAAUCUCCACACUUCAGGAAGCAUCUUUCAGGCACACUUUCAUCCAAGCCUAGAAUAACCGGAUCUCCCGCCGCUUCACUGCUGCCUGGCACUCACAUUAGUGAUAGUCCCUAUAGAUCCCCUUUUUCAGAACCAGCACACAAUAAUAGUGUGAGCAGCCAGGGCAUAAAAAGUCAUUCCGAAACAAAGACACACAAAAUCAUGGUAAGAAGUAAUUCACAAGAUUUGUUUUCAUCACCACUACCAGAAAACGGCUCAAAAGCCUCAGAUGUCGACGGAUCCAGAAGAGAAGUGAGUUCCAGUUCUAAAAAAGAAACAGCUGGAAGCUCUGAUCAAAGUAUUGAUGAAGCUAGAGUGAAAAAGAUUCGCAGGACCACAGAGGCAAACAUUUUGAUACUCCUGGCGCGAGUUUCUGUCAAGAUAAAUCCAACUCAAUUGUUGGCAGAAAGUACAGUCGUCAGUUGCCUACUGGGAUACAUAGCUUCGGCACCCAACCCUAUUCGCAGAAGCUGCAGGAUUUUAUACAGACUAUGCAGCAACCCACAUUGUUUUGAAAAAUUAAUUCUAAUGCAAAUGCCCGCCUUGAUUGUGAAAACACUUGUGCUGGAAAAUGACGGAACAUUCCCGCACAGUUUGUUUUGUUCAGAUAACAGAAAUAUCAUGGAUUUCCUGCCUUCCUCUCAGGGGUCAGAGUGCAGUGGGUCACAGACAUCCGAGUUUGGAAGAAGGAUGGACUUUGAGUUCACUGGUGAUGCCUAUAGCAAACUGACGUCGAAGGUACAUUCUUCCAUAAGAAGUAUCUUCCAGAACAGACAUAUUCUAGUUGUAGAUAGUGAAGCAUUAAGAGUCAACCAGGGGGGUGAUGACAUUUAUGAAGUGGGCUCUUCCAGGGCAGAAUCCUGUGUGAGAAUAGGCUUGGAGCUGUUGUAUACAUUGGGAGCUGUGGCCAUGUCCAAAUUUGGAGAAGGAGAGAUACAGCAUCUCCUUGCCAGGCAUUCGACACAGAACAAACUGGCAUGUGUCAUUAGUAUGUUGCAUUUACAAGUUGGAUGGUGCACUAUUACUCGGGACAAGUUUUUCACCAAGUACAGUCUCUGGGAUAAAGUUCUGCCCUGUCUGUUUACCCCUGAAGCUCCUGUUAUCAGGGAAACCAUAGUAGCAGCCGUAAGUUUAAAUGUUCACCUAGACAACCCGGGAAAACUAACAAAAUUAGUCCCCAAAUUGCCAGUCUGCCCGGACUUGGAAAGCACAUCCCGUCAUGGAAGAUCGGUAAACAAACAAUUUCACGAGCAUGUAAACAGCAAGUCAAAAUCAAACUUGAAACCAUCUCUGAGAAAUGCAGAGAAAACCACUCUACAUGCUGAUAGUUUUGGAACUUUGAAGCAAAUAAGCAGUGAGUUUGUUAAUGACGGAUUGCAAAUCUGUGAGCAGACAGGUUCCGAGUCCACAUGUACAGAGGAAGUUGACAACACCGCAAGCUGUAGUUCAAAAACAGAUUCUUUCUGUCCUUAUCAGAAUAUGUCUCUGAAGCACGAUGUUUGUUUUUCUGUAAUAGAUGAGAACAAGUACAUUCACAAGAUACGUGCCCAACGAAAGAUCUUGGUGGAGAAAUCAGAAGUCUUCGCUGCUAUGUUCUCUGGAUCAUACUCUGAGUCUGUCCAGGCAGAAAUUAAUGUGCCAGACGUUAGUAAAGAUGCAUUUGAGUUUAUUAUCCAUUAUUUACAUGGAUGCUCUUCUGAAUGUCCUCUCAUUGCAUCACUCUGUAUGGAAUAUGUUAAAGAUCAAAUUGUUACAGCAGAAAUGUGUGUGAGGUCAGACAGUACAGAAUCAAGCUCAGUGGCAAAGCAAGGUGACGGAAUAAUGUGCGAUGAAGAGCAGAAUGUCAAGGAAGAAAUGGGUGCAGGUAGGAAUGACAGUAUUUGUGUGGUAAAUGACAGUUCAAAGUCAGAGCUUGAAGCUGGAAGAAAGCGAACGGAGGCUUCAGCAAACAUCUCACAGGUGUUGGAAUUUAUGCAGUCACAAGAUUCUCUAGACAGCCUGACACUUGAAGACCGGCCGCACGGCGACGAGUUACCCCAUGCUUGCCGUAAGCUCAGUUUUUAUAAUCCCUUCCCUAAUGGUGGUAAUAAAGACACCGGGGUUCAGAGCUCGGAAGAAAUAGCUCGUAAAUGUUUUGACGAAUUAAUCACUAGAUGUCAAGACAUCUUAGAGCUGGCCGACAGAUUUCUCCUGCACGACCUGAUGUUUUAUCCAGCUUCAGUGCUAGCUCACGUGUGUUUGUGUGAGCACACGGUGGAGGACAUUUUCCACCUUGCUUGUUUUUACCAUUUAGAUUCCCUGGCCUUUGAUUGCAUCAGGGAAACGUUGAUGUCUUGUCUCCCAUGCAGCGACGCUGCUGCCAUCUACUUGCAGCUGGCCGAGGAUGGGUACAGAGAACAGGUCCAUACAGCUUUACAGUGGCUGGUGAAUCGGGUGAAAUAA
This is a messenger RNA of Candidula unifasciata, 5352 nucleotides long. NCBI's taxonomy places the organism in Eukaryota, Metazoa, Mollusca, Gastropoda, Stylommatophora, Geomitridae. The record is from the annotation of a GenBank genome assembly.